AUGAGUGGUGUCAGUUCUACCACUCAAGAGAUUCGAGAGAAUCCAUCCAAGAUGGCCGUCACAAGCCCAAUGUCAGGUAAAGAGAUGGAAGAGGACAUCCAGAGAAAGAUGAAGCUCUGGGGUGUUAUCCAAGCCUUUGGACAGGGACGAUUGCCCACCAACCGUCAGAUGGACUCUGCGCUCGAAUAUGCCGUUGAACACUCGCCCGUCGAGGUCGACAAGCUCUCUCAGGAGGGCAAGGUGUUGAUCGAUGACACUAGAGACAUUAUCGAAACUCUCCGAACCAUGGUCCAGGAGAAGAAUGCCGAUGAACUAUUCCAGAACGCAGUUUGGAACUCUUACGCUGGUGAUCCCUCGCGAGCCAAGCAAGACGGAGUCGUCCCCGUCAGCAAAGAAGACGCCAAGAAGGAUGUCGACCAAGCCGCCGCCCACCUCCGUGUCCUGAUCACCCUCUUCAUCACCAACUCUGAAUUCCGAAAACUCGCCAGUGACUUUGGAAUCAUCGGACGAGACGUCUUCGCUACUGCCGCUUCAAAGGUCGCAGAUACCGCUCGACCGGACCAAGAACAGCUCGACCAAGUUGACCAGGAAGCUCCCUCCAAGCAAUGGGUCGGACCCGAUGGCAAAAAGCUCGGAACCCAGGACACUCCUGAAUUGCAGCUUAAGAACCCUGCCGGCGAUGGUGAGGUCAGAUACAACCCCAAGGAUGCUCCUAGCGAUGCCAAAAUCACUGGUCCCGACGGCCAACAAAUGAGCGCUGGAGAAGCCUAUCAGAAGGCUCAGGAUGCCAAGGAGCAAGCCAAAUCUCAGGCUCAAGACGCCGCCAACCAGGCCUCUGCCAACAAGGACUCUCUCCUUGACCAGGCGAAAUCACACGCCUCGGAUGUCGCCUCACAGCGUGACCCCAACGCUUCGCUCUCGACCCAGAAGGAGCAGCUCAAGAAUGCCGCCUCCAACAAGGCCGACCAAGCUUCCAACCAGGCAGAUGCGAACACUCCCGACCGUGAUGAGGUCGAGGGUCAAGCCAGGAACAAGAUGCAGCAACUCAAGGAGAAGAUUCCCGAGGAGCACCGUCAAAAGGUCCGUGACACCAUCGACACGACCAAGGACAUUCUCACCGAUGCCAUGCCCGAGGAGAGACGAGAGCAAUUCAUCUACCGUUUGAAGAAGGUCGUUGUCGAGUGCCAGGAGCACAAGGACUACAUGGAGGCCAUGACUUGGCUUUUGGACACCCUGGAGAACUAUCAGGGUCACGCUCAACACGUUGCCAACAAGGGCGCCGAUGCCGCCGACGGUCUCAAGACUGACGCCGGAAUCGCCACUGCCACCAGCCAGUUCCGGACGCUUCUCGAGCGAUUUGCCAAUGGCAAGUCGAUGUCUGGCAUGACCGAUGCCUUGGACCAAAUCUACACCGAUGCCAAGGAAGACGACUCGCUCCGCGGGUGGUUCACCAAGCUCAACGACUUCACUCACCGAGCGUUGCUCGAGCCCGGUUGGAUUCUUGACGACGAGUGCAACCGAGAAGCCUCCCAGCUCCAGGAAUCUGGCAAGGAGUUCUUCACCGAGAAAUACAAGGGACACCAAGAGAAACUCUUCAACGAGAUCCAAGCCUGGUUCACCGCUUUGGCCGAGGACCCACUCAACCAGCGAUUGGGAGACGACGUCAAGCGACUCACCAAGGACUUGUUGUUCAACUCGGAGGGCAACCUCACAUUCAAGCCUAAAUUGUGGAAUGACAUUAGGCACACUAUUCUCCCUACUCUGAUCAAGCAGAUUGGAUACGUUCCCAUUCCCCGAGCAGAGUACUCGGAUGACAAGAUUGACCUAGUCAUCGAGAACCUUGUCCUCUCUGGACCCAAUCUCUUCCCGAACGUUGUCGAGCUGGAGGCCCACAACCGAUUCAAGUUCAGCCCCUACUCCAACAUCAACAAAACUCUUGAUGUCCACCACCACCGAUUCCGAGCUGGUCUCAGCCAGAUCCAGGCUGAUAUCCGAGACGUUUCCUUUGCAUUCAAGCGCAAAUCUGGAUGGCCUCGUCUGUCCGACCACGGUCUCGCCGAUGUUGUCAUUGCCGGCCGAGGUAUCUCUAUCGACAUUGAGGUCGAGUCCGUCGAGAACAGACGGGACAGUGUGUUCAAGGUCAACCACGUCAACGUCGAGCUCGACACCCUCAAGUUCUCCAUCCGAGACUCCAAGCACGACUUGCUGUACAAGUUCAUCAAGGGUAUCGCCACUGGGGUCAUCAAGAAGGCCAUCACUGUCGCUGUCCAAUCGGCCAUCAAAUCUGCUCUGGAGCACGCCGACGAUCAAUUGGUCGAGGUCCGAAACACUAUGGAGCGGGCCAAGCGAUCCGACGAGACGACCCGAACUCAGGCUCUCAAGGACUUGUACGCGAGAAAGAAGCAACACGCUCAAGAUGCUGCGGAGCGUGCGGAUCAGAAGACAGGCACGUUCAAGAUUGUGACUGACCGAGACGACAUGAUCAACCCCAACAUGACUCACGACCCUAAAAAGUCGUCUGCUCAACGAAUGUUCAAGGUUGAGGAUAUGGCUGCCUCUGGUGACGAGUGGCGAUCACCCGCUUUCGAUCUUUUGGACAAGAAGCACCCUGCUGUCACUGGUGAGAACCAUCCCGAGGCUACUCCGGGAAUGGGACACAAGGACGUUCAGUCUUCCGCUGUCGCUGCUGCUCGAGGUGAACAAGUCGGUGUGCCAAAGGACGGAGCUUCAUCCGUCGCUGGAUCCACAACGGCUGCUGGAUCCAUGGACUUGGGACCGAGAGUCAACUAA
Messenger RNA from Kockovaella imperatae, 2790 nucleotides. RefSeq lists its product as hypothetical. Bases 1 to 2790 code for a protein of 929 amino acids. The transcript is spliced from 12 exons. NCBI's taxonomy places the organism in Eukaryota, Fungi, Basidiomycota, Tremellomycetes, Tremellales, Cuniculitremaceae. The record is from RefSeq and is a predicted model, not a curated record.